AUGUCCGAAGUGUUUGGAGCUCGGUAUCAAGAACUCGUUCUUCUGCUCACAGGCGCUAUCCCCUCCGGUGAUUCGCUGGAAGAUGAAAGUUUCGCUGGUUACAUAUUCUCUGGCAACUUACGACCUGCAAGAAAGACACCGAUGCGCACUUUGCCAGACUCAAUCAAACGACCGGACUACGCAGAAUCAGGUAUACCAUAUUCGGAGCGGAAAGCCAAGGACGAUCGAGACAUUCUGACGUUGAAUGAUGAGGAAAUCGAAGGCAUGCGUUUAACUGGCAGGGUGAGUUGUCGAAUAUUCUUUAUUUUCCGCAUAAUUUGA
This is a messenger RNA of Echinostoma caproni, 321 nucleotides long. The record is from the annotation of a GenBank genome assembly. Lineage: Eukaryota; Metazoa; Platyhelminthes; Trematoda; Plagiorchiida; Echinostomatidae.